Molecule: messenger RNA, 1503 nt
Organism: Dioszegia hungarica
Lineage: Eukaryota; Fungi; Basidiomycota; Tremellomycetes; Tremellales; Bulleribasidiaceae
Product: hexokinase-domain-containing protein
Exons: 7
Coding region: 1-1503 (500 amino acids)
Biological process (GO): glucose 6-phosphate metabolic process; glycolytic process; intracellular glucose homeostasis
Cellular component (GO): cytosol; mitochondrion
Molecular function (GO): ATP binding; mannokinase activity; D-glucose binding
Source: RefSeq, a predicted model, not a curated record
AUGCCGCUCCCAGACAUCACCAAAACCUUCAACCCAUACUUUCACCUGACCCACGAGCAUCUCGGGCGGAUCGUUUCUCAAUUCCGCACCGAAUUCGAGGACGGUCUUACCCACUAUGGCAAAGACACCGCCAUGGUCCCGUCGUUCGUGACGGGUGUGCCUGACGGGUCCGAGAAGGGCACCUUCCUCGCCCUUGACCUCGGAGGAACGAAUCUGCGGGUGUGCGAAGUCACGCUUCAGGGCGGGCACAAAUUCGACAUCAAGCAGCAAAAGUACAAGGUGUCGGACGAGCUCAAGAAGGGAGCCGCAAGAGUGCUGUUUGAUUAUAUCGCGGAAUCGGUGGACGCGUUCUUGACGGAUAUCGGGAGUGGGAUUGCGAACGAGCACGAGCCGAUGCAUCUUGGGUUUACGUUCAGUUUCCCGGUUGAACAGACAGCUAUUGAUGCUGGGAAGGUUUUGACUUGGACGAAGGGGUUCGCGGCGACUGGCGCAAUAGGCAACGACGUCGUCAAGCUGCUCCAGGACUCGCUGGACCGCAAGCACAUCCACGUCAAGUGCAGUGCUCUCGUCAACGAUACUGUCGGUACUCUUCUCUCCCGGUCAUAUCAGAGCGGCCCGGCCCUUAUCGGCGCCAUCUUCGGGACAGGAACGAACGGCGCGUACAUCGACCGUACCCGGACCAUCCAAAAAUUGGGCGAGGAGAAAAUUGCGGGCGCAGAGGCAUUGGGAGAUCAUGCCGGAAAGUUUAUGGUCGUCAACACGGAAUGGGGAGCGAUGGACAAUGGUCGCAAAGUCCUGCCUAUUUCCAUCUUUGACAACAAGCUCGACCGAGAAUCUAUCAACCCCCGGAAACAAGCUUUCGAAAAGCUCGUUUCAGGCAUGUACCUCGGCGAAAUCUCGCGCAACAUCCUGCUUCACCUCAUCGACUCUUCCCUCCUCUUCAACGGUCACUCCACCACAGUCCUCAACACGCACUACGGCUACGACGCCGCAUUUGUUUCUGGUAUCGAAGGCGCCGAGAGCACGGAUGCCGCGCGUAAGAUCAUCAUUCAAGAGCUGGGCAUCGCCAAGGAGCACGUCAGUGAUGGGUGUGUCGAGCUGGUGCAGUGGGCAUGCCGGGUAGUGGCGGACCGUGCGUGUGCACUCGCGGCGUGCGCGAUCGUCGCGGUCAUAUUGCAUACGGGAAACGACAAGGUGCCAGAGGGAGAAAAGGACACUGGUGUGGAUGUAGGAUUGGACGGAAGUGUGUGCGAGUUCUUGCCUCACUUUGAUGACCGAGUACGAAAGACGCUCAAGGUCUUACUCGGGGAGGAGGGGGAGAAGCGCGUUCGUAUGGGUCUGGCAAAGGACGGGUCAGGUGUUGGUGCUGCACUCUGCGCGCUGCAAGCAAAGAAGGCGAUCGAAGCCAGCCGGGUCAAGGGCGCCAAAGCGGCCCCGGGCAAAUCACCAACGACUGGUCAGACCGGCUCGCACCCUACAUCUCAUCCUGCUCCUCCCAAGUAG